Molecule: messenger RNA, 1659 nt
Organism: Salmo salar (Atlantic salmon)
Lineage: Eukaryota; Metazoa; Chordata; Actinopteri; Salmoniformes; Salmonidae
Source: RefSeq, a predicted model, not a curated record
UUGUCUUCCUCUCUGACGCCGCGUGUUACAGGUUUCGCGUUGUUUUGUGGUGAGUUGUAAGUUACAUUUCACGCUUUUUAAUGUCAAACGUCACUUAAAUAGACGAAGUAAUCCGUGACUAUGUGCAGAAUGUCUCACAUUAGACCAUCUAGAUGUUUGAAUUUGAAGGCUUUAUAUUACUUAAGUUAACACUAACAUGUCGAGUAGACACGUGCCUGACAUGCUGUUUAACGCACGGUGUCCUGCCAAGCACACUAGCCAGGUCAUUUAAUUCUAGGCGUGGAUGGCCCUAUCAACUACAAUGUCUGGGCCUGGAAUAAUUUAAUCUUUUUUUUUUAUAGAAACUUUUGACUCUUGGUCAUUUCUUUUUUUUAAUAAAAAAAAAAGUUUAGUACUCAAGGCAGGGAAAGUGGUCAAGAUGUCCGGAAAUCUAGAUGUCCUUCAAAUGAAGGAGGAUGAUGUGCUGAAGUUCUUGGCAGCAGGAACCCAUCUGGGAGGAACUAACAUGGACUUUCAGAUGGAACACUACACAUACAAGAGGAAGAGUGAUGGUGUGUACAUCAUCAACCUGAGGAGGACCUGGGAGAAGCUACUGCUGGCAGCCCGUGCCAUUGUUGCCAUCGAGAACCCAGCUGACGUCUGCGUCAUCUCCUCCAGGAACACUGGACAGAGAGCUGUGCUGAAGUUUGCCUCGGCCACUGGUGCCACCACCUUCCACGGUCGUUUCACCCCCGGAACCUUCACCAAUCAGAUCCAGGCUGCCUUCAGGGAGCCCCGCCUCCUAAUUGUAACGGACCCUCGUGCUGACCACCAGCCCCUGACUGAAGCCUCUUACGUCAACAUCCCCACCAUUGCCCUGUGCAACACUGACUCCCCACUCAGAUAUGUCGACAUCGCCAUCCCCUGCAACAACAAGGGUAACCACUCUGUGGGUCUGAUGUGGUGGAUGCUGUCCAGGGAGGUGCUGAGGAUGAGGGGCACCAUCUCCAGGGAGCACCCCUGGGAGGUCAUGCCUGAUCUCUAUUUCUACAGGGACCCUGAGGAGCCUGCCACUCAUUGUUUCCCUGGCAGAUUGAGAAGGAGGAACAGGCUGAGGCUGAGAGAGCUGUUGGAAAGGAGGAGUUCCAGGGAGAGUGGACCGCUCCAGCAGCUGAGUUCACCCAGCCUGAGGUGGUUGACUGGUCUGAGGGAAUGGCUGUGCCCUCUGUCCCCAUCCAGCAGUUCUCUGCGGCUGCUGCUCCUGCCAAGCCAGCUGCUGAGGGGUUCACUGAGGACUGGAGUGCCCAGCCAGCCACUGAGGAUUGGUCAGCUACCCCUACUGCCCAGGACUCUGAAUGGGGUGGGGAGACUGCUGCUUGGUCCUAAGUAAUGGUGGCCUGAUGUUUGACAGUACAAUAAGUAGCUUUUUUGUUGUACAAACUGACCCCUGACAAUUUAAACACUACAGUGUAGUAGGCAAAUGACCUUAACGGCAGUACUACAUGAAUAUUAACAACUGUUUUAUGCUUACAUUUCACAUUGAAAGAACUUAAUAACAUUUAAUUAGACUGUUGCCUUAUGUUGAGCCUUCUUAAUGCUGACAAAAGGGGUAAAGCUCUAAUUACACUGUUGGGUGAUUCUGCCCUGCAAGCUUUCAGAAAUAAACUUACUGAAACACCA